This is a messenger RNA of Contarinia nasturtii (swede midge), 824 nucleotides long. RefSeq lists its product as uncharacterized. NCBI's taxonomy places the organism in Eukaryota, Metazoa, Arthropoda, Insecta, Diptera, Cecidomyiidae. The annotation marks the transcript as partial. The record is from RefSeq and is a predicted model, not a curated record. The transcript has 5 exons.
CAUAUUGAGUUUUUCUCACAAUUGUGUGAUGUGGGAGGGAAUCUGUCAAUAUCAUAUGACAGAUGUUUUGUUUGUUAUUAUCUCACUUUCUUAGAAAUACUCCUCGUAUCGUAGGUUGACGUUCAAUAAGGACUUUAAACUUUUAUUUUAUACCCAAAUAGUACAUCGUUUAUUUGAUACGUGAUAAUAAAAAAAUACAAUGAAUAUUGAAGAAUCAUUUAUUGUACUCGAUGAAACUCCAUCCAUGUUGCAGUAUAGUGUUUUGGAUAGCGUGGAUAUUGUUGAGGAUCUAAAACAUAAGUUUCAUGAAACAUCUACAAAACCAAAUCAUACAUCAAAAAAUGAUUCAUGCAAAUCAUCUCUAUCACAUGAAACACCACCACCACCAAAAACAUCAACAUUGGCUCAGCUCUUUCUUUUAGGUGACAUCGAUUGUGAUAAGAUAAAGAGUUACUUACCAAGCCUUGGCAUUAUUAAUUCAAAUCAAAAAGAAGAAGUAAAAAAAUUGGAAAAUCUUAUCAAAGAGCGCAAUGAUUUGAAAGAUGCUCUAAAACGCACAAAUGCAACAAUGAAAGAACAGCAUUCUAUUGUUAACAAUUGGCAGAAUGAUGUGAAAAUUUUGAAAGAAAAUCAUGAGAAAGAACUGAACAAAUUUAGGAAUAUAAAUGAUGAAUUAUUUCAGCAAAAUUACGAUCUGCAGACAAAAGUAGCUGAAUUAGCAGAGGUAGCUGCUGAUUUGAGUUGCAAGACGUGUAUACAAAGUGAAAAAGAACAAUGUUCCUCAGGAAAGAAAGAACGAUUUGAAGAGCAGACACGAAAAGAGG